AUGGUCCGCUUCAAGUAUCGCCAUCUCCUUGUCGAGUUCCUCGAUCCCGAUUCCCUCUCACCCCUUCCUUCCGUCAAUCUUCCCAGCCCCGAAGAAGUGGAGGGCGAAGAGUGGGAGGGCGAGGAGGAGUUGGCGCGCAUACCUUCCCUUCCCUUCGUGUUACCGCUCAAUCCAACCAAACCGCUGUUAGGAGAUGAGGGCGCCAGCGCAAUCUACAAGGCCGUUAGGGCCAUGUGCCAGAACGUAUUUGGAGACGAGGGGUGGGGCCGGGUGUCGAGUAGUUUCAAGGUGACCUAUCACUCUUCCCUCACCACACUCACACUCCUCCGCGUCGCGCGUCCGCACUACCGCCUUCUCUGGGCGGCAAUCACUCUCCUCACCACGGUUGGAGGCGUCGCUGUUCUUCCGCGCGUCUUGGCGGUCAGCGGGACGAUCAAGAAGCUCCAAGCAGCUGCAAUCGUACACCACCGCCGUGUGACCGCGGCUGCUGUCGCAGCUUUGCUGAAGGAAGGCAGUAAAGGCGAGGCGGACAAGGAGGCGCUCGAGAAGCGAUGGGUGGUCGAGCGCGACGAGUUGGUACGUAUGGAGGCACCGGAAUAG
Messenger RNA from Cutaneotrichosporon cavernicola, 600 nucleotides. RefSeq lists its product as uncharacterized. Gene Ontology annotation, molecular function: ribonuclease P activity; ribonuclease P RNA binding. Gene Ontology annotation, cellular component: ribonuclease MRP complex; nucleolus; multimeric ribonuclease P complex. Gene Ontology annotation, biological process: tRNA 5'-leader removal. The coding region runs from base 1 to 600 and encodes 199 amino acids. The transcript has 3 exons. The record is from RefSeq and is a predicted model, not a curated record. Lineage: Eukaryota; Fungi; Basidiomycota; Tremellomycetes; Trichosporonales; Trichosporonaceae.